UCCUUCCUUCAGACAACCUACAAGGGAAAAUCAUCCUUCCAGACUUAUUCCGACUAUCGCAAAUGGGAAACCUUCCUUCAAGAGCAGAUCCGGCAGUUUCCGGAAGGAUCCUCGCUACGCCGCGGUUUUCAGACCUGUGAGCAUUGGAAGCAGAUCUUCAUGGAAAUCAUAGGCGUGCAAAGUGCCCUUUUCGGCCUCAUCCUUUCCCUGGUGAUCUGCAUUGCCGCUGUCGCCCUUUUCACCACUCACCUUCUCCUCCUGCUUCCUGUCUUGCUCACCAUUUUAGGCGUCGUCUGUCUUGUGGUGACUGUCAUGUACUGGUCGGGCUGGGAGAUUGGGGCGGUGGAAGCCGUUUCGCUCUCCAUCCUGGUGGGCUCCUCGGUGGACUACUGCGUGCAUCUGGUGGAGGGCUUCCUUCUGGCUGGGGAGAGCCUCCCCCCACACCUGGCAGAGCCCAACCUGAACCUGAACAAUAUUUCGGAGCCAUCUUGGUGUAUGUCACCAUCUGAAAUGUUUGCUGAGCUAAAGAUGGGUCCAAAAUUUGAUCGGCAAUUUGGUCCAGCGACUGGAAUUGAGAAUCCAAGCUAG
This is a messenger RNA of Thamnophis sirtalis, 588 nucleotides long. Lineage: Eukaryota; Metazoa; Chordata; Lepidosauria; Squamata; Natricidae. The record is from RefSeq and is a predicted model, not a curated record.